This is a messenger RNA of Ixodes scapularis (black-legged tick), 2209 nucleotides long. It is a transcript of the gene Sec61alpha, whose product is annotated as protein transport protein Sec61 subunit alpha. Bases 199 to 1629 code for a protein of 476 amino acids. The transcript is spliced from 11 exons. Gene Ontology annotation, biological process: post-translational protein targeting to membrane, translocation; SRP-dependent cotranslational protein targeting to membrane, translocation. Gene Ontology annotation, cellular component: membrane; Sec61 translocon complex. NCBI's taxonomy places the organism in Eukaryota, Metazoa, Arthropoda, Arachnida, Ixodida, Ixodidae. The record is from RefSeq and is a predicted model, not a curated record. Gene Ontology annotation, molecular function: signal sequence receptor activity; transmembrane protein transporter activity; ribosome binding.
UGUUGUCAGCACUGGCGCUGCAACGUCAUGCGCAACGCUGGCGACGUGGUCGCUUCUUUUGCUCCGGUGUACGCUACGCUGCGCUACGCUUUCCGGUUGUUCGCUGCCCUGGCAGCAGCUCUGUGAGUGUGCAGUCGGCAGUUAGCAGUGCUUUCGACGCCAUAUACUUAAACAACAGCGGCUCUCCGACCAAGCAACAUGGGAAUUAAAUUUUUGGAAGUUAUAAAGCCCUUCUGUGGCAUCCUGCCUGAAGUUGCCAAACCUGAAAGAAAAAUUCAGUUCAGGGAAAAGGUGCUAUGGACAGCAAUAACACUGUUCAUCUUCCUUGUCUGUUGCCAGAUUCCACUUUUCGGGAUCAUGUCAUCGGACUCGGCGGACCCCUUCUACUGGAUGCGAGUCAUCCUGGCCUCCAACCGAGGCACACUGAUGGAGCUAGGCAUCUCGCCCAUCGUCACUUCGGGUCUCAUCAUGCAGCUCUUGGCCGGUGCCAAGAUCAUAGAGGUUGGAGACACUCCCAAGGACAGGGCGCUCUUCAACGGAGCACAGAAACUGUUCGGCAUGGUGAUCACAAUCGGGCAGGCAAUUGUGUAUGUGAUGACUGGCAUGUACGGAGACCCCGCAGACAUUGGGGCGGGCGUCUGCUUCCUCAUCAUCAUCCAGCUGUUUGUGGCCGGCCUGAUAGUGUUACUGCUGGACGAACUGCUUCAGAAGGGCUAUGGCCUCGGGUCUGGCAUCUCACUCUUCAUCGCCACCAACAUCUGCGAAACCAUUGUCUGGAAGGCCUUCAGUCCCGCCACCGUCAACACUGGCCGGGGCACCGAGUUUGAGGGUGCCAUCAUUGCCCUGUUCCACCUGCUGGCCACCCGGUCGGACAAAGUGCGAGCCCUGCGGGAGGCCUUCUACAGGGCCAACCUGCCCAACCUGAUGAACCUGCUGGCCACCAUCCUUGUCUUUGCCAUAGUCAUAUACUUCCAGGGCUUCCGCGUCGACCUGCCCAUCAAGUCUGCCCGCUACCGUGGCCAGUACAGCUCGUACCCCAUCAAGCUUUUCUACACAUCCAACAUCCCCAUCAUCCUUCAGUCCGCUCUCGUGUCCAACCUUUACGUCAUCUCUCAGAUGCUGGCAGUAAAGUUCAGUGGAAACGUCUUCGUGAACCUCCUUGGUGUGUGGGCGGACGUGGGAGGGGCAGGUCCUGCCCGGGCGUACCCGAUUGGAGGCCUGUGCUACUACCUGUCUCCCCCCGAGAACCUGGCACACAUCCUGGAGGACCCCGUCCACGCGGUGCUCUACAUCAUCUUCAUGCUCGGCUCGUGCGCCUUCUUCUCCAAGACGUGGAUCGAGGUCUCUGGCUCCAGCGCCAAGGAUGUUGCCAAACAACUGAAGGAGCAGCAGAUGGUGAUGCGCGGGCACCGAGAAAAGUCCAUGAUCCACGAGCUCAACAGGUACAUCCCAACAGCCGCCGCAUUUGGAGGCCUCUGCAUCGGAGCGCUGUCGGUGCUUGCAGACUUCCUGGGUGCCAUUGGAAGCGGCACUGGUAUCCUGCUUGCCGUCACAAUCAUCUACCAGUACUUCGAGAUCUUCAUCAAGGAACAGGGGGACAUGGGUGGCAUGAGCACACUACUUUUCUAGGCUAUCCACUUUUUUUUAACAGUGUAUGUGUAUUUAAGGAGAUUAAAGGUGACCACUUUGUUAAGACGCUCGUGGCAGUCACUUCAUGCCAACAACUGAAGACGCGGUUGUGACAGAGAUGCCUUUCACAAGGAGAAAGUGGUGGAGCCCAGAGUGACAUGCCGGAGAGUUCUCGUCUUUCACUUUACCUGUGGCUGCAAGAGAGCAGUUAGUGAGUUUUUUUUUUUUGUUAUGCAUGUGAGGUAGGAAGUGAAUGCUUGUACAUACAAUUUGACCUGUGGAAACUGUGUUCACAAAGCUUGUAUUCUAUGUAUGCUUUCUGAAGACCUGUAUUUUUUUUUUUUUUUUUCUAUUGCUAGAAUUGCAUCUCAGCAUGUACAAAUUUUGAGCAAUUGGAAUUCAAAGUUUUACCUUGCGACGGUAUGAAGCAUGUUGCAGUCUCGGAAAGCAAGCUCAUGAAGAAAAUGUGCGUAUGAACACAAAGAAGCUGCAUUACGCCCAGAUUCCGGACAUGGUUAUGUAUAAAUUGUGCCGGUGUACAGCUGCACAAAUGGCAAAAUAAAAUACACUUCAGCAAUAA